AUGUCAAACUCAUUCGCGACCAUCCAGUCCAUCGCCGCGUCCACCUUCCGCAAGACGCGCGACGACUCCACCACCGUCGAGAAAGACAAAGACGGCCGUCUCGUGCUCGCCGGCGAUGCCUUCCAGGAGGCCUCCUAUCCCAAGUACCUCCCCACAUGGGACACAACCGAGCACUACGGCCCGCUCACGCCCUUUGACUUUGUCGACCCCGGCACCAGAGCCGACCCCGCGCUGCCCAACCUGUUCCCCGAAAACGGCAGCCAGCAGGUCAAGCGCCUGACUCCCAAGUUUGGCACCGAGGUCCGCGGCGUGCAGCUCUCGUCGCUCACCUCGGCCGGCCGCGACGAGCUCGCGCGUCUCGUCGCCGAGCGUGGCGUCGUCGUCUUCCGCGACCAGGACCUCGCCGACCAGUCGAUCGAGGACGCGAUCAAGUUCUCGUCCCACUUUGGCCGGAACCACAUCCACCCCACCUCGGGCGCGCCCAAGGGCUUCCCCGAGGUCCAUCUCGUGUACCGCUCCAAGAACGACUCGGUCUACGACUCCUUCUUCCAGGACCACAUCUCCUCGAUCGCAUGGCACUCCGACGUCUCCUACGAGCUCCAGCCCCCCGGCGUCACCUUCCUCGCCAUGCUCGACGGGCCCGAAACCGGCGGCGACACCAUCUUCGCCGACACCACCGAGGCCUACAACCGUCUCUCGCCCGCCUUCCGCGAGUUCCUCGGCACCCUCGAGGUCCUGCACUCCGGCGUCGCGCAGGCGCAGUCCUCGCGCGCGCAGGGCGGCAUCGUCCGCCGCGAGCCCGUCGAGACCUUCCACCCUCUUGUCCGCGAGCACCCCGUCACGGGCAAGAAGUCGCUCUACGUCAACCCCCAGUUCUCGCGCUACAUCAAGGGACUCAAGCGCGAGGAGUCCGACGCGCUGCUCAACUUCCUCUACGACUUUAUCAGCAAGAGCUCGGAUAUCCAGGUGCGCGCGUCGUGGGAGUCAAAGUCUGUUGUUGUCUGGGAUAACAGACGGACUGUGCAUUCUGCGCUGUUGGACUGGGAGUCUGGCGAGAGACGUCAUGCGUUCAGACUGACGCCUCAGGCUGAGCCUCCUACUUAUUCUUUUGCGAAGAAGGCGGAGUAA
This is a messenger RNA of Myxozyma melibiosi, 1128 nucleotides long. RefSeq lists its product as uncharacterized. Bases 1 to 1128 code for a protein of 375 amino acids. Gene Ontology annotation, cellular component: cytoplasm. The transcript has a single exon. Gene Ontology annotation, biological process: sulfur compound catabolic process. The record is from RefSeq and is a predicted model, not a curated record. NCBI's taxonomy places the organism in Eukaryota, Fungi, Ascomycota, Lipomycetes, Lipomycetales, Lipomycetaceae. Gene Ontology annotation, molecular function: sulfonate dioxygenase activity.